CGUAGUUUGCACAAUGGAUCAGAUCAUGAAAGAGGCCAGACUGGCGCCGGGCACAUUGCCAAGCACGCCCCGCCACAAAGAGGAACAGUGGCAAACUGACGUGAAGAAAGGGAGGGUCUCAACCACCUCGACUCAUUGUCCUGAUGCAGAAGAUGUUCUGGAGGCUGCGUUUGAUCCACAUGAAUGCUUGGAGGACGUGUUCACAUGCUCGGAUCAGACUUCGUGUUCCGGCGGAGAGAGCCCAAGCUUUGGACUGACAAGGCAACCUGCUUGGUGGGCACCGAAGUCAGAGGACAAGGCAAAUCUUAUCAAGAACCUUGAGGGAUUCAUUGAAAGUUGCCACAUGGGCAUCGCAAGACCCAAGGACCUACAGGAUUUGCAACAACAAUAAGACGUGUUCACAUGCUCGGAUCAGACUUCGUGUUCCGGCGGAGAGAGCCCAAGCUUUGGACUGACAAGGCAACCUGCUUGGUGGGCACCGAAGUCAGAGGACAAGGCAAAUCUUAUCAAGAACCUUGAGGGAUUCAUUGAAAGUUGCCACAUGGGCAUCGCAAGACCCAAGGACCUACAGGCUGCGUUUGAUCCACAUGAAUGCUUGGAGGACGUGUUCACAUGCUCGGAUCAGACUUCGUGUUCCGGCGGAGAGAGCCCAAGCUUUGGACUGACAAGGCAACCUGCUUGGUGGGCACCGAAGUCAGAGGACAAGGCAAAUCUUAUCAAGAACCUUGAGGGAUUCAUUGAAAGUUGCCACAUGGGCAUCGCAAGACCCAAGGACCUACAGGCUGCGUUUGAUCCACAUGAAUGCUUGGAGGGCGGCGGUGAUGGUGUAGCAAGCAACACAGCUGCACCGCAGCCAGCUGUAUCGCCUGCUCGCCUGACAGAAGGGCCUCCGAAUGUGUUUCUGGCAUGCUGGCGAUUUGUAUGCAGUGUUAUUGCGGGCGAGGACCGCCAGGAGAAGCCGACUGACCUUUGCGCUUUUCAACGUGUGUGGCAAAAGAGGCCAUGUCAGCAGCUGGUUCUUCAAUGCCUAGAUGUACAAAGUAUCUUGUGUCUGCGCGCUGGACACAGCGAUGAUCAGCAGGCCUAUCGGAAGCAUUUUGCAGAGCACUCAGAACACGCUUUCCCUCACACCAGGAGACCAUGCUGCAACUCCUCGCAGGAGAAGUCCUGGCACAGUUUCAGGUGCUUGCUAGUCAGCAAAUGUUUUCGGAACAAUGCCGUCAAAUGCCUGACAGACUGGGGUUCAUAUCCUGGUCAAGAUCUCCUCUUGCGUCUUGCCUUCAGUUCCAUCUGGGACUUGAGAGCUAUCGGAGCAAAGAAGAUGUUUGCUGUGGCGGAGAGCUUCGGACAAGACAAGCAGCGUCAUAAGAGCUUUGUCGAGGACUUGAUUGCGAGAUGCAGGAUGGUCGAUGAAGAAUGGACCAUCUACGCAAAACAUUUGGUGCAUACACACUUGCCGCAUCCUCGGUUCCCAGGGGGCGCCAUGUGCAUGUUGGACAAAGUCGAAAACAUGCUCAAAUCGAGUACCAGCCCGCUUGCAGAAUACCCACUGUUGAUGCUUGGGCUCCAUUGGUACGUACGGAGACAAGCUCCGAAGAGUGCCAAAGCGCAACGUGUGUGGUCAUACUUUGAAAAAGGAUUUGCAGAUGUCAUUCUCUUCUAGGCGAUGCGAAGGAUCUCUUGCCGACCAAACAAAACGACCAACUUGAUCAAGAAUGUUUACAACAAUGUAAGGAUGAAAGCUGGAAUCGACGGAGGCGAUACCUGAUUUUGACAUCCCAUCAAGAUGCUCAAGAUUGCUCGAAAUACAGACGAAGAGGUUUCUGACCCGCAGCUCUUGCACAUGUACCGAGCUCAAGACGUUCGUCGCAGGAAUUUACGCUUCAAGUCUGGGAACUUGACAGAGAUGAUACAGCAAUCUGUAGAGUGUUCAUCGAUGCCAAGCUCGUGAAGGCUUUUGAAAAACGAGUUCUCAAAGUAUUGUUCAUUGAAGCUGUUUUGUUUGCUUUUGAGAGACUUGCGC
Messenger RNA from Cladocopium goreaui, 2023 nucleotides. NCBI's taxonomy places the organism in Eukaryota, Dinophyceae, Suessiales, Symbiodiniaceae. The record is from the annotation of a GenBank genome assembly.